Molecule: messenger RNA, 1716 nt
Organism: Zophobas morio
Lineage: Eukaryota; Metazoa; Arthropoda; Insecta; Coleoptera; Tenebrionidae
Product: conserved oligomeric Golgi complex subunit 8-like
Exons: 16
Coding region: 1-1716 (571 amino acids)
Biological process (GO): intra-Golgi vesicle-mediated transport
Cellular component (GO): COG complex
Source: RefSeq, a predicted model, not a curated record
AUGAAGGUGGCCCCAAAUUUUUACUCCCCAAAAAAAUUGGGUAAAAGUUUGUUCAUCAAGGUAUUUAGUCCACAUUUAAAGAAGAAAAAGUUUGAUAGUUUGUUAUGUGUUUAUAUGUUAUUACACAAAUCAGGCAGUUAUUGCUUGAUUCUACAAAGAGGUGACUUUGUAAAGUCGCAGGCAGGGAGAAUGGCUUAUGACCCAGUGAAGGUUAUAUUGUCAUCAGAAACAGAGGAUUAUACAGACUAUGUUUCUCAUUUAACCUCCUUGACCGAAUUAAAUAAAGUCAAAGCGGAGCAUAACGUUUUAACUAAGGAACUGAAAGAACUUUUAGAAAGUAAACAAUUACUUACUUACCGCCAUUAUAAAGAAUUAUUAGAGGCCACAGAAUUCUCAAAAGAGCUUUUAGAAACUCUUCUUUCUGUUAGCAGUAAUUUACAAACAUUUAUCGAGAAUCUCCCUUGUUUAACUAAGCGUAGUGAGACUUUUUAUGAACACUCGAUGAGCUUUUUAAAUAACUUAAAAGACGAUCUAUUUUGUCUUUUUAAAAGUUAUAAAAUAUACGAAAUACUUGAACUCCCUGACCGCAUGGAGGCGUGCGUUAGAAAUGGCCGUUAUGAGGAUGCGCUUGAAAUUAAAUCACUAACUGAACCAAUAGAGAAACAAUUUUGCCACGUAAAGUUGAUAAAAGAAGUCGUUCAAAAAGUUAAAAAAGCAGAAAUGGUGAUGCUUCAACAACUUUUCGAAACUUUACGAGGAAGUCUCAGUCUUAACGAAAGUGUAGAAGUGAUUCAGCUUUUAAGAAGAACUGAUCAACUAACUGAGGACGAUCUCAAGGUGAAGUUCCUCCAGUGCAGAGGCUUCUGGUUUCGAAAAACUCUUGGCGAAGUAGAUUCAGGAGACCCGUAUAUUUUUAUAAGUGAAAUUUUCGAAGUUACCAAGACUCUUUUCUUUGACACCGUAACUCAAUACUCCACCAACUUCUUAGAGAGCAAAAAUUAUUUAAGCUUGUGGACAAGUACAGAGGUUUGCACCAUUAUUUCUCUUGUUAGGAAACAGCUCUCGCGUAUUAAAGAAGCUUCUGCACUUCGGAUGCUGCUGUGCAAAGUUCUUGAUGUGAAUGCCGUGUUGAGGUUAGUUGGAACGGAACUAUCUUGCUUGGUUGUCCCGGUGAUACACGAAGCCCUUCUGACUUUGUUUCAUAGCAGCAUUGCUAAAGGGGUAAACUCUUUCCUAGUAAACUUAAGUGAGUGCCCUCAAACGGUAUUAAAAAAAACCCACAGCGCGUCAUUCAGUGGCAAUAGCAAGGGAGCUCUCCAGCGGCUUCUACAGUUCUCUAGUCUAUCAUUAUUACUCAACGGCUUUAUCGAGUCCUUUAACCAACUCGCCGACUUCCCCGUUUCGGAAAUAUCGGUGAGUGUGGAGGAGUUUCUGGUGGGCAAACUCCAGGAGCUCCACGGAGAACUUCUGAAAGCACACCAAGAAGCAAGCGACAGUCCACCUCCAACAACAGUAAACCCUCCAAGUACACGCAGCCAAGCGCCAGUGGGAAGAACGGAGCACGAGGAAGGCGGGCUUCUGCGUGCGUUUCAGGAAGACUUUGUGCCUUUCGUUGACGACUGUUUUAGCUUCAUCUAUGGCACCCGUCUGCCUCUGGCAGGUGUAUACUCUCGUUAUCCAGACGCACUGCACAGCCUUGCGGAACUUGUGCCUUGA